GACUCGCACUUGGCCGGUUUUUUCCUUUGUAUUCUGUAGCAAUUGGCAAGAUCUGAAAAUAAAGAUAACUUGGUUCACAUUGGGGAAGUGAAACAUAGUUUUAUUUGUUUUGUUCGAGCCAAAAGGAAUAGUAUGAUAGUUCCCUACAAGUGUUUCAUGUCCCCAAUAAUUAGCUUGCCCAAAAUGAUCUUUAAGAUUAAAUAUGUAUUAUACAUAAUGAUUGGUUAUUAAGUAUAUAAAAUGACUAAAUUGCCUAGACAAUGUCAACAAGUAACUUUAUACGGACAUUCUUCAUAAUAGUACCUUUCUCUUUGUCUACUGAGAUAUUUGUAUUGUCCGAAUAUAGUAGAUUUUUAGUUGUGGGCAAUAAUAAUAUAGAUGGGUGACCGUUUUUAUAGAUAAUGGUACGGAACCAUUCCUGUGCGAGUCCGACUCGCACUUGGCCGGUUUUUUUUAAGUUACAUACUAAAGAAUUUACCAUGGUUCCCAAUCCCAAUUAACUUGCCCAAUGUGCCCUUUUAAUAUUAGCGGUAAAAUUAGGUUUUCUGAGUGCAAGGCAUCAGAGAUGACAAGUUGGGAGUAAAGCACAAUCGGUUGCAUCCGCUCCUCGAAGCCGUUUCCGCUCCAAGAGCAAUCUAAUUAAAAACACAUUUCGCACCGAAAGUUUGUACAGUAUAACUUGACUUCCAGACCAGUAAGAACUAGAUAUGCAUCGGGGACCACGGUUAAACCGGUGCCCUUCAGAUAAAGCGAGCUGUGAGCGCCGUGAACCAAGACCAGACCUCGACGUGAGAAAUGCACUUUGGUAUAUAAUGCACAACUACCGACCCCCUGACAAGCAUUCAUCGCUGAGCUUCAAACAUGAAGAUAUUCCUGUGCUUAUUGGUUUUAAUUGCGGCCGUGCACGCCGGCUUCAUCGGCGGCGGCGGCGGUGGGUGGUCCAGCGGCGGCGGCGGUGGGUGGUCCGGCGGCGGCGGCGGAUGGAAGUCUGGUGGCGGUGGCGGCGGCGGUUGGCGCAGCGGCGGCGGUGGCGGACAGGUGAAGAUCAUUAAAGUCAUCAGCAGCGGCGGAGGCGGAGGUGGUUGGCGAAGCGGCGGCGGCGGCGGCGGCUGGAGUUCCGGCGGCGGCGGCGGCGGCUGGAGAUCCGGCGGCGGCGGCGGCGGUUGGAAAUCUUGGUGAUCCCAUUCGUAGCUCUAUUAUCAACAAUACAUGAAUACCCCUCUCA
Molecule: messenger RNA, 1225 nt
Organism: Cydia pomonella (codling moth)
Lineage: Eukaryota; Metazoa; Arthropoda; Insecta; Lepidoptera; Tortricidae
Exons: 4
Coding region: 862-1179 (105 amino acids)
Source: RefSeq, a predicted model, not a curated record